Molecule: messenger RNA, 1852 nt
Organism: Perognathus longimembris pacificus (Pacific pocket mouse)
Lineage: Eukaryota; Metazoa; Chordata; Mammalia; Rodentia; Heteromyidae
Gene: Lum
Product: lumican
Exons: 3
Coding region: 170-1189 (339 amino acids)
Molecular function (GO): protein binding
Source: RefSeq, a predicted model, not a curated record
CACACACACACACCCUCCUCAGUUCUUGUAUCACUGAGGAUCUGGCAAGCAGCUCUGUUCUGACAGAGUGCACAGCAUAUAUUGGUGGAUUCUUGUCCCCAGUGCAUCUGUUUUAAGAAUUAAGGAAAGCAGUGUCAGGACAGUAAGGCUUCCACAACACUCACAGAAAAUGAAUCUAACUGCAUUCACCCUAUUCUUGGCAUUGAUUAGUGGUGUCAUUGGUCAAUACUACUAUGAUUAUGAUUCCCCUCUAUUCAUUUAUGGGCACCCAUCACCAAACUGUGCCCCAGAAUGUAACUGCCCUCAGAGCUAUCCAACCGCCAUGUACUGUGAUGAGCUCAAGUUGAAAAGUGUGCCUAUGGUACCUGCUGGAAUCAAGUACCUUUACCUUAGAAAUAACCAGAUUGACCACAUUAAUGAGAAAGCCUUUGAGAACGUGACUGAUCUGCAGUGGCUCAUUCUAGAUCACAACCUUCUAGAAAAUUCCAAGAUAAAAGGAAAAGUCUUCUCUAAGCUGAAACAAUUAAAGAAGCUGCAUAUCAACCACAACAAUCUGACCGAGUCUGUGGGCCCACUUCCUAAGUCUCUAGAGGACCUGCAGCUUACACAUAACAAGAUCACAAAGCUGGGCUCCUUUGAUGGGCUGGUAAACCUGACCUUUGUCCACCUUCAACACAAUCAGCUCAAAGAAGAGAGUGUUUCAGCUUCUCUGAAAGGCCUUAAAUCACUUGAAUACCUUGACUUGAGCUUCAAUCAGAUGAGCAAACUGCCUUCAGAUCUCCCAGCAUCCCUUCUAACUCUCUAUUUAGAUAACAAUAAAAUCAGCAACAUCCCAGAUGAGUAUUUUAAGCGUUUUAGUGCAUUGCAGUACCUCCGUUUAUCUCACAAUGAGCUGGCCGAUGGAGGAGUACCAGGCAAUUCCUUUAAUGUAUCAUCCCUGCUCGAGCUGGAUCUCUCCUAUAAUAAGCUUAAAAGCAUACCAACCGUGAACGAAAACCUGGAAAACUAUUAUCUGGAGGUCAACCAAAUUGAGAAGUUUGAUGUCAAGAGCUUCUGUAAGAUCCUGGGACCAUUAUCCUAUUCUAAAAUCAAGCAUUUGCGUUUGGAUGGCAAUCCUCUCACCCACUCCAGUCUGCCCCCUGAUAUGUAUGAAUGUCUACGUAUGGCAAAUGAAAUCACCGUGGAUUAAUAUCCUCCAUUGCUAAUCAUCCUGAAGAAUCAUCUGGAGCUAUAUUUGACAAUUAAGUUUUCCUGUGUGUGUGAAGUGUUCAUAAUUUUCAUUGUUUUUGCUGUUUAUUACUUCCGAGAGUAUUCAAUAGUAAGAAAAAUGUUUUGUAAACAUUUACUGUGUUUUUAAAUAAGAGAAAGAUGAAAAGCAGGCCUAUUUCAUCACAAGAACACAUACGCACACACACGCAUGCACACACAAAUAGACAUCGGAUUCCACACUUUACUUAUAAAUUCAGUGUUUCUUCCAUCUCUAUUGUCCAUUGAUCUUCAACACUUUUGUAUCCGUUAGAAGUCAGCCAAAUUUGAUAAUCUCUAUAUCUUAAUUUAAUGGGCAGAAAAGCAUGAAUAAAUAUGUAUACUUACUUGAACCAAAUUACCUUGAUAAGUUCAUUUUUGUUGAAAAAAUAGGUGGCACAAUUUAAGAACAGUAAUAUUUUUUCAACAUACUAAACAAAAUUUAUGCAGUCAUGUGCACCUACAGAAGUAUUAAGAAUUUUCACAUUUACCUAACAAAAAUUUUCUUUUCUAGAACUAUUUUUCACUCUAAGUCAUAUGUUUCUUUUUGAUUAUUUGCAUGUUAUCUUUAACAAGCUGAUAGCAAAAUAAAACAUAGUAAAUGGCA